Messenger RNA from Capsicum annuum, 507 nucleotides. Its product is annotated as methyl-CpG-binding domain protein 4-like protein. Bases 1 to 507 code for a protein of 168 amino acids. The record is from RefSeq and is a predicted model, not a curated record. Gene Ontology annotation, molecular function: catalytic activity; DNA binding. The transcript is spliced from 4 exons. Gene Ontology annotation, cellular component: nucleus. Lineage: Eukaryota; Viridiplantae; Streptophyta; Magnoliopsida; Solanales; Solanaceae. Gene Ontology annotation, biological process: base-excision repair.
AUGGUGGCUGCUGUACUGGUGGUUGUUGCACUAGUGGCUGCUGUUCUCCAAUUAAUUUUACAAGAUUCUCUUUCUCCGAUCAAGAUUUAUGAAUCCCCUUUUAAUUUCCUUCAAGAAAAGCAUGCUCAUGAUCCUUGGAGGUUUUUGGUUAUUUGCGUUCUUCUAAAUUGCACCACUGGUAUGCAGGUUAGGAGAGUGAUAGAAGACUUUUUCACUAUAUGUCCAAAUGCAGUGGUUGCUACAGAGGUUGCUCUAGAAGAUAUUGAAAAGUUGAUACGUCCUUUAGGAUUAUAUAUGAAGAGGUCACUAUAUAUUCCACGGCUCUCUCAAGAAUAUCUUGGAAAAAGUUGGACUCAUGUCACACAGCUGCAUGGUAUUGGCAAGUAUGCAGCUGAUGCAUAUGCAAUAUUUUGUAUAGGAAAGUGGGAUCAAGUACAGCCGAGUGAUCAUAUACUAAAUAAAUACUGGGAUUUCCUACAUGGACUUCGUGUAAUUGGCUUAGCCUGA